This is a messenger RNA of Lepisosteus oculatus (spotted gar), 5802 nucleotides long. The record is from RefSeq and is a predicted model, not a curated record. NCBI's taxonomy places the organism in Eukaryota, Metazoa, Chordata, Actinopteri, Semionotiformes, Lepisosteidae.
GGGGAGGGCGGGGCCGCCGCGGGCUUCCUCGAGCCCGCCCCCCACCCGCGCUGCACCAACGCCAGCGUCUCGGUGCUGGAGGUGCCCGCCGAGCAGCAGACCACCCGCCUGGAGCGACUCCAGCACUACAGCAUCGAGCACGUCGACAUGGGCGCCCUCUACUACCAGAGCUGGUUCCACGGCAAAGAGCACUCAAACUACUUUGGGACGGACGAGAAGCUGGGGCCCGUGGCGGUGAGCAUCCGCAGGGAGAAGCUGGAGGAUACCAAAGAUUUGAAGGACCAGUACCAGUAUCGCAUCAUCUUCCGGACCAGUGAGCUGGUGACCCUGCGAGGCUCCAUCCUGGAAGACACCAUCCCCUCCACCACCAAGCACGGCACGGUGCGCGGGCUGCCCCUCAAGGACGUGCUGGAGUACGUGGUGCCCGAGCUCAACGCCCACUGCCUGCGGCUGGCGCUCAGCACCGCCAAGGUCACCGAGCAGCUCAUCAAGCUGGACGAGCAGGGGCUGAGCAAGAAGCACAAGGUGGGCAUCUUGCUGUGCCGGGCGGCCCAGAGCACCGAGGAGGAGAUGUACAACAACGAGGAGGCCAGCCCGGCCUUCCAGACCUUCCUCUCGCUGCUGGGGGACCGCGUCUGCCUCAAGGGCUUCAGCAAGUACGCAGCCCAGCUGGACACAAAGACGGACUCCACCGGCACCCACUCCCUCUACACCUGCUACCAGGACUACGAGGUCAUGUUCCACGUGUCCACGAUGCUCCCCUACAUGCCCAACAACCCGCAGCAGCUGCUGCGCAAGAGGCACAUCGGAAACGACAUCGUGACCAUCGUCUUCCAGGAGCCGGGGGCGCUGCCCUUCACGCCCCAGAACAUCCGCUCCCACUUCCAGCACGUCUUCAUCAUCGUGCGCGUGCACAACCCCGGCACCGAGAGCGUCUGCUACAGCGUGGCGGUGACGCGGAUGAAGGACGUGCCCCCCUUCGGGCCCCCCAUCCCGUGCGGGGUGACCUUCCGCAACUCGGAGGCCUUCCGGGACUUCCUGCUGGCCAAGGUGAUCAACGCAGAGAACGCGGCGCACAAGUCGGACAAGUUCCACACCAUGGCCACCCGCACGCGCCAGGAGUACCUGAAGGACCUGGCGGAGAACUGCGUCACCGGCACGCCCCUGGACUCGGCCGGCAAGUUCAACCUCAUGUCGCUGGCCUCCAAGAAGCGGGAGAGGGCGCGGGCGCGGGAGGGGGCGGAGCUGGGCAGCGCGGGGGCCGUGGGCUGGCGGGUGGCCGCGCAGGACUUCGGCCGGGCGGGCGAGAUCGACUGCGUGCUGGCCGUCUCCAACGAGUUCGUGGUGCUGGUGGACCGCGCCACCAAGGAGGUGGUCUUCAACUGCUUCUGCGCCGACGUCAUCGGCUGGACGCCCGACCGGCUGGCCCUCAAGAUCUUCUACGGGCGCGGGGACCACGUCUCCGUCCGGGUGGCCGAGGACCGCGCCCAGGACAUCCGCGAGGUGGUGCAGAGGGUCAAGGUGCUGACCGUGGGCUGCGAGACGGUGGACAUGACCCUGCGCCGGAACGGCCUGGGCCAGCUGGGCUUCCACGUCAAGUUCGACGGCACGGUGGCCGAGGUGGAGGAGUACGGCUUCGCCUGGCAGGCCGGGCUGCGGCAGGGCAGCCGGCUGGUGGAGAUCUGCAAGGUCGCCGUGGUGACGCUGUCCCACGACCAGAUGAUCGACCUCCUGCGCACCUCGGUGACGGUCAAGGUGGUCAUCAUCCCUCCCUACGACGAGGGCGGCCCCCGCAGGGGCUGCACGGAGGAGUACGAAAUGAAGACCAUGGAGCAGAAACCGGAGCCGGAGCCCGUGCCCGCCGGCUACAGGGCGCCCUACAGGAGCCCCGCCUGGAGGUGGGACAGCCCCCCCACCCACAGCGCCCCCCAGGGCCAGCGGUGGGCGUCCCCGGGCCUCCAGCCCCUGUCCCGCUCCCAGAAGGUGGUGGUGCCAGUUCCCUACAGAGAGCCGCAGCACGUGCCCAGCAAGCGGCCGGUGAGCUUCCCGGAGAACCCCUACAGCAUCUCUCCAGGAGGGGCUGAGCGGGCAGUGCCCUACCGCAACUCCUCCGGCAGCUUCUCCACCCCCGGCUCGGGCCUGGGGGUGCCCUUCAGCCGCUUCAAGCCCUCCCCCGACAGGUACGGCCCCCCCCAGCGCCCACUGGCCUACGAUCCGCACGCGCCCCUGGACCUGACCUCAAGCGGGGAGUCCUCGUCCGGCUUCACCAGCCAGGAGAGCACCAUGGAGCGGGUCAAGACAGAGCCGAUGUGGCACGUGCCCACCUCCUCACGGACCCCUGCCGCGCCCGGGGCGGGCGUCGUGGUGAAGAGGCCCAGCCGGCAGGACGCACCCAGCAGGGAUUCUCCCAACAGGCAUUCCAAGGGCGAAGCGCAGUACUCCAGCCACUCGAGCAGCAACACCCUGUCCAGCAACGCCUCCAGCAACCACAGCGACGAGCGCUGGUUCGACCCGGGAGACCCCGCCGAGGCCGAGCCGGACCCCCUGGCCAAGGGGGGCUCCAGCGACAGCGGCAUUGACGCCGCCACGCUCUACACACCCAGCCCCAACUCCACGGGCGUGAAGCCGGGCCGCCCCGUGCCCGGCAUGUCCCAGAAGGCUCUGCACAGCUCCGCCACCUACAGCGGGCUGCAGGAGCUGGCCGGCCGCGCCGCGGAGCGCAGGAGGGAGUCCUCUCCGGCCAUCGCCUCGGGGGUGCAGACCAAGGGGUACCGCACCAAGACCUUCCCCCCGCCCAGCGCCCCCGGAGACCCCUUCCAGUCCAGAAGAUCUCCCAGGAAGAGCCUCCAGCGCACUUUCUCCGACGAGAGUAUCUGCAGUGGGCGCCGGGACCCCAGCUACGCCAGCUCUCAGCUCUAUGAGUCCACGGCCCCCAACGACCUGCUCUUCAGCAGCACCCUGCCCCUGCGCCGCACCCACCAGCCCGCCAGCCACCUGCCAGACAAGAAGUCCAACAUCUCGGCCUCAGAGCUGUCCCUGACAGAGGCGCGGGACAAGACUUCCCUGCGCCGGCUGGACCCCGGCAUGAUGCCCCUUCCCGACACGGCCUGCGGGCUGGAGUGGUCCAGCCUGGUCAACGCAGCCAAAGCGUAUGAAGUCCAGAAGGCCGUGUCGCUGUUCUCCCUCAACGAGCCGGUGGCGCUGCCGGACCUCCGCCCGGACCCCAGCCCGGUGCACUUCCAGGCACCUCCGACGCCCCGGACCACCCCCACCAUCGGCGAGGACAUCUCCAGCGACCUGUCGGGCAGGAUCCAUCACCUGGAGGUGAUGCUGAGGCAGCUGAACAGCGACUUGGAAAAGGAGAAGCAGGACAAGGUGGCUCUGCUGGUCGAGGUGGCCAGCCUGAGGGAGAACAACCAGCGGCUGCAGGAGGAGUCCCAGACGGCCAGCGAGCAGCUCAAGAAGUUCAGCCAGAUGUUCGGCCGAUCGGCGGAGCGCAAAUAGCGGGCGGGGGUCUCCCCCACCCCCCCACCCCGAAACAACCGGGGGCGGAGAGGCUCGGCUCGGACCCUCGUACUCAGUGCAGCUACUCGGGGAAUCUCCCCUGAAGCUCCUGGACGGACUGGGUUUGGGGGGGAGGGGGGGAGACCUGAAAAUGCCAAAGGAGAGGUGCCCCCCGAGUCCUCUCUGUCGGUCGAGACCUUGCUGACCUGGCUGGGGGGGCCGCCUUUCACUACAGGCACACAGGUGCCCCCCCGAGCCAGGAGCACUUUCUUUGAGCAGAACAGGUACUUUUCUCUGUAACAUUGGGUCAGUCUUAAAAACUCUGAAACGAAUUGAAAAUUCAAUAGUUUUAAUUAUUGUUGUUGUUGUUGUUAUUAUAAUUAUUAUAUUUGUUUUUUUAUUCUAAUUACUGAGGUUAUUUUUUUAAUUGCUUUUCUACCACGAUUUGGGUUGGUCUUCAUUUUUGUACAUCUCACUCCGCCGUGCGUUGGUGCCCGGCCCGCUGGACUCCGGAUCCGAUCCGAUCCGAGGCGCGGCGGGUGGCGUGUUCCUACUCGACAGUGACACUAACGGCGUGGGCGUCGAGUGAGAUCCGACUCUUCCCGGGGCUGUCCGCUCGGAUGCCGCUGGGAGAGUCGGGAACUUCAGUCGGCCUUUGUGUUGCGCCAGGGGGCGCGGCCGGGCCCUAGCUCGGUUCAGAAGACCCCCAGAAUUAGCCCGCUGAGCGCCGGUCUCCGGCUCGGCCUGUUUGGAGCAGUGAGGCUUUCACCAGCCUGGUGUCCGUUCCGGGUGCUCAUGUCCAGGUGCGCCUUUCCUGGCUGCGUUAGAGAAUGAACACCCCCCCCCGCCCCGGAAAACAACCGGCUCCGCUGUCGAGAUCUGGGCCUCGUCCACUGUGCCCGUCGCUCUCUCCCGGACCGCUCGGCACAUGUCGCGAGAGUUUGGGGCCCCGUCGCCGUGAGCACGCCGCCCGCAUGGCUGGGCUCGAGUGGGUCGCUGUCGGUGGGCUCCAGGUUCCGGGGGUGAAACACUACAUUGGUAGAAUCUGCCGCUCUGUCCUUCCCUCCUUUUCCUUCUCGACGCACGUGGCCUCGCGGUCACAGAGGGCCCCGCGGGCGGCGGCGUAGCUCCCUGAAUGCGCCGUGCUUGAGCCCCUUCCCCCCGUCCCCCCCCUUUUAAUUCCUGGCAGAAGCUUCUCAAACAGGGUACAGGGGCUCGGCUUCUGCCCGGCUCUGUUGCUGCCGAGCGGGCCGACGGGAGCGCGGAACAGGAUCGGAGCUGCUCCGAGCGGGCGGGCGGACCCCGGCGUGCUUCCUCUCUCCCCGAGACGCGCGCUCGCCGCUGUGCCGUUUCAGCUCCGCUGUGAAUAUAGACAAAUUGCUAAUUUUAUAAAAGAUCAUUCAAAAGACGACGACGAAAGAGAAAGCCAUAUGACUAUUUUUAUAGGGUGCGUACAGCUAUUUUUGGAGGGCUAAAGUAUUUUUGUACGUUUUUAAAAGCAGGUCGCGCGGGAGACGGGCGAGAGGUUGAUGGCUGUUAAUGGUUCAGAGACAAAAUAUCGCCGUUCGGCGGUCUUGGCCCUGAGAACUCAAAGGGUCUGUUGUGUCGGGAGAGAGAGUCCAGGCGGUCGAUGGUGGGAGAUUUGGAAAAGCAGUUGACGCCAAUUCCGACCUUGUGCAGCAGGUGGCGACACUGGGGCCUCGCCGCCAUGCUGGAUCCCCCUGCCCAGCGAGCGAGGCAUCGGACAGGGCGGACCCAGCUGAGGAGGUCCCCCAGGGCGGUUGGACAGGAGGAAGACUCGUGGCUGAGAGUGACCGCGGGUUCCUGGCUCUGUCUGGCCGGAGCCGAAGGGGCCGUCUCCCGCCGGAAGCGCUCGGUUGUACACUACAGCUCGACGACUUUAACUGUACUCGCGGUACGCGCAGGGCGACGGGUCGGUUCUCUUGUUUUCUGAGUUUAAUUUAUUUUUUUCCCCUGGGUUGUGCCGCGAGAGGCGUCCCGUUCGGAUCUCGCCCGCGCGUCGCCCGUCGUCCUCGGCGCCGAGCUCGCGGAUCUGUCGUCCCGCCUCUCGGGGAGCGGAAUACGUUUCCGAUUAGGUGUAAAUGGAACUGUGUAAAUGAUAUUUUCCUUGUUUUAUAUAUAUAUAUAAACCACACAGCUAAUUUUUCUUGAAGGUGAGACGUCUAUUUAAUUUUUUGUAUUCUGCCUGUAUGCCAAUUGAGUUUGUUCCGAUUGCUCACUCUUUGCGUUCUGCAGGCAUGUACAAGGAGGACAAAAUAAAAGUUUCCUAAAAACUGG